Labrus bergylta (ballan wrasse) is the source of this 5173-nucleotide messenger RNA. It is a transcript of the gene sema3ab, whose product is annotated as sema domain, immunoglobulin domain (Ig), short basic domain, secreted, (semaphorin) 3Ab. NCBI's taxonomy places the organism in Eukaryota, Metazoa, Chordata, Actinopteri, Labriformes, Labridae. Gene Ontology annotation, molecular function: semaphorin receptor binding; chemorepellent activity; neuropilin binding. Gene Ontology annotation, biological process: neural crest cell migration; semaphorin-plexin signaling pathway; motor neuron axon guidance. The record is from RefSeq and is a predicted model, not a curated record. Gene Ontology annotation, cellular component: glutamatergic synapse; plasma membrane; axon.
GAGAGAGAGAGAGAGCGGUUGAUAGAAAACAGAGUGAGAGGGAGAGACAGAGUCAGUGCAGAUUGUGCUUACCAAGCAGACUGGAUUAACAGCUGAAACAAACUGGACCUGUUUUUUCUCUUUUUAGCCUAAGGUAGAGACUCAGCGAUAAGUAGGAUGGUUGUUUAGACAGAGCCACAUGCUGGUUGGGCACCAGGACUGAAAAAGCUAUGGCAGUCAUAUCUAGAUCCUCUCACUCAUCCUAUAGCAUUUAGUAUGGUGAGAAUCUCUUACAUGGCUUACUUCGGUUAAGUUUACCCUGGACUUGCUGGUGUGGGAGGCUGUUUUUGCUUUGACAUUGACCCAUAACCCCAAACUCUGCUUUUGCAGGAUCUGUCUCCCUUGGAGUUUGAAUCUUAAUUUUUUGGCCAUUGACCCCUGGAGCAGGAAAGGGUUUCUGAUUUUUUUGGCAGGGGACCAGACCUGCUGAGAACCAGUCUGGACUGAACCCACAAGCUUUUUUAUUUUUUAAAUCAGUGGACAGCAGAACAAUUUUUCUUCUACGAGGACUUCUUCGUCUGUUACACCAAGAUCCAAGACUUACCGCACUGGAGGCGGACCUUUAAGGGACCUCUCUGGCCCGUAUUGCCCCAGGACCAUGGGCUCUCUCUGGGGCAGCGUUAUGCUGCUGAUGUGUGGGGUGGUUCUCCUCAGGGUGGAGGGUUACGAAGAAACCAAAAACAAUGUCCCCAGACUAAAACUCUCCUACAAAGAAAUGCUGGAGUCUAACAACCUUGUGACAUUCGAAGGUCUGGCCAACAGUUCGUCUUACCACACCUUCCUGUUGGACGAGGAGAAAGGACGACUGGUGGUGGGAGCCAAGGACCACAUCUUCUCCUUCAACCUCAUCAACAUCAGCAGAGACUAUUCACAGAUCCCUUGGCCGGCUUCUCCCACCAGAAGAGACGAAUGCAAGUGGGCAGGAAAAGAUCUCUCGAGGGAGUGCUCUAAUUUCAUCAAGGUGCUGCAGCCGUUCAACCAGACCCAUAUCUAUGUGUGUGGAACAGGUGCCUUCCACCCGGUGUGUUCCUACCUGGAAGUGGGCAAGAAAUCAGAGGACAGCGUGUUCAGACUGGAGCCUCACAUAGAAAACGGCAGAGGGAAGAGUCCUUAUGACCCCAAGCUGCUCACUGCCUCCAUGCUAAUCGAUGGGGAACUGUAUGCUGGGACAUCAGCUGACUUCAUGGGACGGGACUUUGCCAUCUUUCGCACUCUUGGCAAGCAUCAUCCAAUCAGAACAGAGCAACACGACUCCCGUUGGCUAAAUGAUCCCAGGUUUGUUGGCGUUCAUCAGAUCCCGGAGAGCGACAACCCAGAAGAUGACAAAAUCUACUUGUUCUUCAAAGAAAACGCUAUUGAUGGAGAGCAUGUCGGGAAGGCCACGCACGCUCGCAUUGGACAGCUCUGCAAAAAUGACUUGGGAGGUCACCGGAGUCUCGUCAAUAAGUGGACCACCUUCCUUAAGGCUCGACUUAUUUGCUCCGUGCCUGGCAGUAAUGGAAUAGACACACACUUUGAUGAACUACAGGAUGUUUUUCUCAUGAGCACAAAGGAUCCAAAGAGCCCAAUCAUCUACGCAGUGUUUUCAACUUCCAGCAACAUCUUCAAAGGUUCAGCUGUGUGUAUGUACAGCAUGACAGACAUAAGGAGAGUGUUCCUGGGUCCUUAUGCUCAUAGAGAUGGCCCCAACUACCAAUGGGUGCCCUAUCAGGGACGUGUGCCCUACCCACGUCCUGGCACGUGCCCAAGUAAGACAUUUGGAGGAUUCGAUACAACCAAGGACCUUCCUGAUGAAGUGGUAACCUUUGCCAGAAGUCACCCAGCCAUGUAUAACCCAGUCUACCCCAUUAACAAUCGGCCAAUCAUAGUCAAAACAGAUGUGGACUACCAGUUUACCCAGAUAGUGGUGGAUAAGGUAGAAGCAGAAGAUGGCCUAUAUGACGUCAUGUUCAUUGGCACAGACAUAGGGACGAUACUGAAAGUUGUUUCCAUACCCCGAGGCUCCUGGCAUGACCUGGAGGAAGUCCUAUUGGAGGAAAUGACUGUUUUCAGGGAGCCAACAGCCAUAACAGCAAUGGAACUUUCAACCAAACAGCAACAACUGUACUUGGGCUCAGACAUUGGCGUGUCCCAGAUGCCUUUGCAUCGAUGUGAGGUGUAUGGGAAGGCCUGUGCUGAAUGCUGCCUGGCAAGGGACCCUUACUGUGCAUGGGAUGGCGCAGAGUGCUCCAGAUACUUCCCCAUGGCUAAGAGAAGAACAAGAAGGCAAGAUAUCAGGAACGGAGACCCACUCACACAAUGCUCGGAUCUGCAGCAUCAGGAUGAACUGAGUGGGCAGUCGACUCUCCUGGAUAAAACAGUAUACGGUGUGGAAAACAGCAGCACUUUCCUUGAGUGCAGUCCCAAGUCGCAGAGAGCCCUGACUUAUUGGCAGUAUCAGCGCUCCACCGAUGACCGCAAACUUGAGGUGAAAUCAGAAGAACGUUUCAUCCGCACAGACCAGGGCCUCCUGAUUCGCGCUCUUAACAAAAAGGAUUCUGGGAUCUAUCUGUGCCAGGCAGUGGAGCACGGAUUCAUGCAGACACUCCUGAAGGUCACCUUGGAGAUCAUCGACACAGAGCGCCUGGAGGAUCUGCUCCAUCGCGACAAAGACACCGCGGCCGCCACUGUUCCAGUUCCGGACCGUUCCUCACUUCAAGAAUCGCCCAAUCAGAAGCUUUGGUACAGAGACUUCCUGUCCCUGGUCAACCACCCGACUCUGAACAGCGUCGACGAGUUCUGCGAGCAGGUGUGGAAACGGGAGAGGAAGCACAGGAAGCAGAAAGCUCACCUGGUGCAGCAAGUGCAAAUGCACCAGCAGCAGCAGCAGCAGCAGCAGAAGGUCGUGGUGAACCCUCACCCCCACAUUCAUGCUCAAGGGCUUUCUGCCAAGUGGAAACACCUACAAGACAGGCAGAAGGGACGCAACCGCAGGACCCAUGAACUGGAGAGGGCUCCCCGCAGUGUCUAACCCACAAACCCAGACUUUUAACUCCCAAACCUGAACCCACAUCCAGUAUCUCAUCCUGUAUUCCCAAUGAACUUUCCCACUUUUCUCCUUCAGAUCGAGAUAUGGACUUCCUCAACAAGGGAUAGCAAAGUCUUAACCGCUAAAACUAUCCUGAUCCAGCCGGUGGAUGCUUUCAUGCGUGGGCAGCCAUGUUUACAGUACGCCGGCGCAGAGGACCGCAGGGUUGCAGGAUGUUGUAUCACGACCAGAACAUUGGAGCAUAUUAUCUCAGCUGGCCUCUGAGGCCUGAGCACAUCAGAGGGACCGUGGAGACCAGCACAAGACCUGGACACAUCUGCCCAUCCUUUCAGAUAUGACUGACUCCAUUUUGGCAUCAUAGUUUUCACGGCAUUGUCUCAUGGCAUGCUACUAAGGUGACAAUUCAUUUUCUACUUCACAUUUAUGAAAUAAGAGGUAGUGGGAUUGUAUUAAAUACAGUGUGCAGUGAAAACGGACUUGUAUCUGUAUAACAAGCACAAAACAAGUGACACUCAUGGAAAAGCACAUGAUGGGAUAUUUGUGGUCUUUUGUUUUGGUAUUAUAGGUGGUUAAAUAAGACAACAUUAGAGAGAGAAAUGCCCAAACGCUGCAAGAAUCUAGGGACAUUUACCAUGCGUCAAUAAAUAUUAUGAUGUAGCUAAAUAUGUGUAAAUAUUGUAUUCUCGGACUUCUCCUCAUACUAAAGGGAAUGGCUUGCAAAUGUCUUGUUGUCUCUUUGUUGUUUCCCCCAGAUGAAAAUGUAUUUAAGAAAAAGAAAAAGAAGCAGAUGUAAACAGGGAGAUAUUGUACAUAACGUUGUGUCCAUGACCUAGAUAAGCUUCCCAAACAAAGUCAGGUUUUUUAUUCUUCUGUUUUGUUUAUCUGUUUUUUAUUUGACUCAUCAGAUUCCUUCCCAGUGUCAGCAGCCUGUCACUCUUUAUCGAUGUCUGCCAGCUGCCUUCUCUCAGUGCAACACAAAAUGUCAUACUGGGUUUCUUCCAUGUUCGUUCUACUUUGUAUACAUGCAUUAUUUUGAUAAAAUAUGUGUAUUUAUUUAUAUUCAAAUGUGUAAAAUUGUGAAAAUAUUCUCCCAUGUGCAGGCGUUUUUUUUUUCUUCCAAUUGGUCACUUGGAUUGAUUCAUUUUCACUGACACCAUCAGUCUCUUCAGAUAACUGUUUUAUCAAAAUACUGUAGUAAGACUACUGUAGUACCUUUUUUUUUUUUUUUUUAACAAUAAUGGUCACCAUGCAUAAUAUAGUCGUUGAGACACUGAGCAAUAACUCAGUGUCCAUACUGUAUAUUUCUUCUACCUGUAUUGCCUCAUAUCCAUAUUCUUCACAGGCAGCGCAGUGUGAAACCUUCAUAUCACUGCAUGUAACAAAAAACACGUUUUUAAUAUACAAUGUACACACACACACACACACACACACACACACACACACACACACACACACAUACAAACCUGGAAUGUAGCUGUGAACAUUAUGUAAAUAUAAAUACUAUGUUCUACGUUCGACAAGUAUGACACUGUUUACUAGUGCAUGUGAAUGCUAUCGUAGUGUUCCUGUUUUUUGCUAUAGCGACGAUAUACUAGUCUGGUGUUUGUCGACGAUACUCUGUUGUUUUUCUUAUGCAGUAUGUGAUAUUAAAAGUUGUACAUAAUAUUUCAGCUAGGACUCUGAACUGUAUAAAUGAUAAUUCCUGAGGUAUAGGUAGUCAUUAAAAAAAAUUAUAAACAAGAUCUAAGCAGGGUUUUGUCGUGGGUUUAAAUAUCCAACACCCUGUUAUCAACAAUGGACAAUGUGAGUUAAAAACACAUCAUCAGUAUGUUAGAAGAUCUUGUCUAGUGUGUGUUUAAAAAAAACUUUAAAAGAAAGUUGAACUGAGUUGAACUCCAGACGAGUUGUAGGACUUUCAGUCGAGAUGUGCAUAUGAUGAGAUCGUCAUUAUUAAAGAGGGAAAAAAAAAGGAUGCCUCACUCCACCUAUCUUGGACAUUCAAUAAAAGUGAGGAAAUUACAGUGCUGCUGCUGCUGCUGCUUCUUGGCAUGAUGAUGAUGAUGGUGGUGAUGUAUUCUACUGAUCUAAUAAAUGUCUCUUCAUAAA